Syngnathus acus (greater pipefish) is the source of this 1225-nucleotide messenger RNA. RefSeq names its product troponin T, fast skeletal muscle isoforms-like. Gene Ontology annotation, molecular function: troponin I binding; troponin C binding; tropomyosin binding. Gene Ontology annotation, biological process: regulation of muscle contraction; muscle contraction; sarcomere organization. Lineage: Eukaryota; Metazoa; Chordata; Actinopteri; Syngnathiformes; Syngnathidae. Gene Ontology annotation, cellular component: troponin complex. The record is from RefSeq and is a predicted model, not a curated record. The transcript is spliced from 15 exons. The coding region runs from base 163 to 1032 and encodes 289 amino acids.
GAGAAGGCGCGAUGGAUCGAGUGUCACUAUAACAGAAGAACAAAAUCAGCGUGGCAAGUUUGCAGAACCUGACAGCCGCUCUGCGCCAGCGGGGACCUCCACGCUUCACACUUCUUCCUUCUUUUCUUCUGCUUAGCUCAGGGUGAAACGUCCACGUUCAACAUGUCCGACAACGAAGAGUACGAUCAGACAGAGGAGUACGAUGCGGAAGAGUUAGUAGAGGAAUUAGAGCCGGCCCCCGAGACAGAACCUGAAGUAGAACCUGAAUCCCAGGCAGAACCUGAAGUAGAACCUGAACCCGAGGUAGAACCUGAACCCGAGGUAGAACCUGAAGCGGAAGCAGAGGAUGAGGCCGAAGAGGCCUUUGAAGAGGAAGAGGAGAAGCCAAAGUUCAAGAUGAGCGCUCCCAAGAUCCCCGAUGGCGAGAAAGUCGACUUUGACGACAUCCAGAAGAAGCGUCAGAACAAAGAUCUGGUGGAGCUGCAGGGCCUGAUCGACGCCCACUUUGAGCACCGCAAGAAGGAGGAGGAGGAGCUCAUCGCCCUCAAAGACAGGAUUGAGAAGCGUCGCGCCGAGAGGUCUGAGCAACAGAGGAUCCGUUCCGAAAAGGACAAGGAACGGCAGGCCAGGCGUGAGGAGGAGCGUCGCAUCAAGGAGGAAGCGGACGCCAAGAAGAAGGCCGGCGAAGAAGCCAAAAAGAAGUCUGCUCUGACCAACAUGGGAUCCAACUACGGCAGCCACCUGCAGAGGGCGGACCAGAAGCGCGGAGGCAAGAAAGAGACGGAGCGAGAGAAGAAGAAGAAGAUUUUGGCCGCCAGGCGCAAGCAACUCAACAUCGACCAUCUCAACGAGGACAAGCUAAAGGACAAGAUCAACGAGUUGUACGAUUGGAUGUGUCAGCUGGAGUCGGAGAAGUUCGACCACAUGGAGAGGCUGAAGAAGCAGAAGUACGAAGUCACCACCCUGCGUAAGAGAGUGGAGGAGCUCAGCAAGUUCAGCAAGAAGGGAGCCGCCGCCCGCCGAAGGAAGUAGACGCCGCUGGCGAAAUUAUUCGAGCUGAGAAGACGCACCACGUCGUCGCGCUGAAGACGCAACGUUAUCGCAAGCCGCUAGCGACUAGUGGCUAGCUGCUAACGAUAGCAAUAAAAACAUCUUGGACCUCCAUGCUCUCUCGACUGUUUGGUUCUCAGUAUUUUUGUAAAUAAAGUUUGACUCUUCAAGACGA